Molecule: messenger RNA, 1092 nt
Organism: Rotaria sp. Silwood2
Lineage: Eukaryota; Metazoa; Rotifera; Eurotatoria; Philodinida; Philodinidae
Source: the annotation of a GenBank genome assembly
AUGGCAACUGAUACGGAAACACCAAUAUCAGAACACGAAGAAAAUCUUGAUAAUUAUAAUGAUGAGGUAGAACAAGAUGAUAAUGUUCGUGCAAAUAAAAUGGAAAUACACCGAAAUAUUGAAAAAAACCGACGUCAAACUGAAAGAAAACAUUUUUGUGAAUUAUCAUCUUUAGUUACACAUUGGUCUCCUUCAAAAUCAUCAAAAUAUACUCAAUUAGUUUUAUUACAAAUAUCUACAGAUUUAUUAAAUGCAAUUAAUUUACGUGAUCAAUAUAAUUCAUUACUUCCUUCAUAUUUAACAGAAAGCGAAAUUAAAUUUUUACAUCUUGAAGCAAGUAAUGCUUUUCUAUUUGUUACAACUAUUGAUUCAACAUUAUUUCAUAUAAAACAUGUUACAAAUUCAAUUCAUCGAAUACUUUAUUUUAAACCUGAACAAUGGCUUGAACAAAAUUUUUUUUCAUUUAUACAUCCAGAUGAUUUAUUUCAAGUUCAAAGUCAAUUAAUAUCAUUAACGAAACAAAUUCAUAAGAAAAUUUCUAUUAAUUGUCGAUUAAUACAAAAUAAUAAUUCAUAUGUGUCAGUUAUUAUUGAUGGCAUAAUAAAAAAGGUUAAUAAAUUAUUAAAACCUGUAUCAAAAGACGAAUGUGGUUUUUUAGCUUUUAUCGGUAUAUGUUAUUUACCAUUAACAAGUGAAUAUAAUAAGAAAAAUAUGUGUCGUUAUAAAAAUCCUCAAUCAUUAAUAUUUUCAUGUCGAUGUACGCCAAAUGAUUGGAAAAUUUUUCUUGUAGAUUGUUCAAUAUCAACAUUUCCAUCCAUAUCAUUUGAUUUGUUUCGUAAUAAAUCUAUAUUAGAUUUUAUAUCUAUUGAUGAACAAUCUUAUGUUCAUCAAACUUUAUUAAAUUCAAUAUUAACAUCAAGUAAUGAAUUAAUAACUUGUACUUUUAUUUAUUCACCUAAUGAAAUAUUUACAAUGAUACUUGAUAUAAAACCAAUCUUAAAUCCAAGUACUAAAAAAAUCGAUUUUAUUGAAUUAACUUUUAAAAAUAUUACUGAUCUUAUUAAAAAUUCAAAUGAAAUAGAAAUUUAUUAG